AUGAGUGCAAUAUUCAACUUCCAAAGUCUUCUAUCAGUGAUUCUACUCUUGAUUUGCACCUGCGCUUAUCUCAGAUCAUUUUUUCCCACUUUAAUGGAUAGAAAUAAAACUGGACUUUUAGGAACAUUUUGGAAAUGUGCAAGAAUUGGAGAAAGAAAGUCACCAUAUGUUGCAGUUUGCUGUGUAGUAAUGGCUUUUACUAUAUUAUUUUUAACAUAG
Molecule: messenger RNA, 219 nt
Organism: Leptosia nina
Lineage: Eukaryota; Metazoa; Arthropoda; Insecta; Lepidoptera; Pieridae
Source: the annotation of a GenBank genome assembly